GUUUAUCUAGGCAUCGCAAAUCAUUCAUGCAUACUUGCCAUAUACUGUAUUUUACUUCGUACUUAUACUUGAUCGUUCAAAGAGUAGACACUGCAAAACAUAUUUUCUAUUCAAAUUACGCGAUCCCUCGUCGCGAACCAACUAUCCAAAGCUCUGGUUUAUCCAAACAAAAGCAGGCUUAUCCAAAGAACUAACAAAAUCCGGAAGGCAUUUCAGUCAAUUUCCACAGCUACUUCCGUUAAAAUUGACUCCCUUCUGAAUUCUGAAGUGCUUUUGUUUAAAACUAAAAGGAAAACCAUGAGUUAAAGGCUGGUAACAUAGAAGAUUGGAGAGACAAAUAUUACCCAAAAAAAAGGUUGAUAUGAAGAGAUCGAGUGGAAUUGAUCGCCGAUUCUGAAGUAGAUCGAUCGAUCAGAUGCAAUAGCGCCAAGCACGCUCGUUCUUCCCAAUCUCAAAGGCCACAUAUAUAUGCUUUCACGGUUGCUUGCAAAACCUGAUCCCAACUCAGGUAAUACUCAUCCCAAUCGCUCACGCUGAUGGCAUUACCCAAACACACACCCUAAGCACUCCCUCACAAUCGCUUCCACGGACUUCUUAAGGAGCAUCUCUCCGUCAUCUUUCACCAAGUACCUCCUCAGAUCCAGAAGUCUGUGAAUGUCCAGUCCAUGCUCCAUAUCCAGUUUCUUCUGGUCCGAGUCAGUCCAAAUCCCGACGAAGGUGUUCGUUUCGUCGCGCAAGAAGCGGCGAAGGACGAGCGGCACUGUGGUGGCGUGAGAGAGCUGGAAGAUCAAGCAGCGGCAGCCGACGCAGAGCUGGAGAGUGUCAGCAGGAGGAUCGUUUCCUCUGUCGGGGCUCCACUGAACGCCGACGCCUACGACGAGGCGACCGAACAAGCGGCGGCGGUUGCGGAGGUAGACGGUCGUGGAGAUCCAUUUGCGGACAACGGAGGAGACUUUGGUGACGGUGACGGAGAUAUGAGUGUCGAAGAAAUCGACGGUGUACGAACGGGAGUUGGCACGUUCGUCCUCAAUUCUUAUACACACUUUUGUAUAUAUGUAUGCAUGUGAAAGUUUUUUUGCUGUGAACAUCGAUUCACAGACAAUGUUCUGCACAAACAAAAUAUUGUCUGUGAACCGGGUUCACAGAUAAAAAAAAACUUCACAAACAUUGUGUAUAUAAGGUGUGUACAAAGAUGUGUAUAUCAAGCAUGGUGCACUAAUUCCUCCGAGACUAGACCGGAUAGUUAUAAAAAUACAAAGAAAUCAGACCAGACCAGUUCAGAUCAGACCAGACCAACAAAUUACAGUCCAAGUAAAAAUAGUACUCAUCCCAUAAAACUUGACUAAUUUUUAUUUUUUAAUUGUCCCAAAAAAUUGCAAUUUUCAUUUAAAGUAAGAAAUGUGUGAUUAAAGUUAUUUCGUUCUCUU
Cuscuta europaea is the source of this 1427-nucleotide messenger RNA. The record is from the annotation of a GenBank genome assembly. Lineage: Eukaryota; Viridiplantae; Streptophyta; Magnoliopsida; Solanales; Convolvulaceae.